AUGAAUUGUUCAUCACGAAACUUUUUCACCUGCUUUGAAGAUCUUCCAAACGAAAUAAUUUAUGAAAUAUUCGAAUAUCUUGAUUUUUAUGAUAUUGAUCAAGCUUUCUCAAAGCUUAAAUUCCGAUAUUAUAGUCUUCUUAACAAUUCAACAUAUCAUAUUAAAAUAAAUGUUUCAUCAAUGUCUAAAAGCACCUUUGCAUCUUAUUGUAAAGAUAUUAUUAUUCCUUAUGAAGAUCGAAUUUAUUCAAUUAAUUUAUCAAAUUUAUUCAUUUAUGAUCUAUGUUCUUCACCAUUUCACAGUCUGUCACAAUUUCUUCGGCUUGAAAUACUUAUUCUUCAAAAUAUUGAAUCAAAUUAUCUUGAAAAUCUUCUACCACAUUUAUCUUCAUUACUCAAUCUUUCAUCAUUAAUUAUCAUGACGAUUGGUUAUUUUCAUAAUGUCAACAAACUUUAUCAUACAGUCUUUCGUUUAACUGCAUUGAAGUAUUUUAAAGUAUCAGUAAAUGAACACUAUGUUAAUGAAAUACUAUCUAUCACUAAAAAUCACUACAGCUCUCUUGAGCAUUUCGUUGUCGAUAGUCAUUAUCAAAUUGAUGAUCUCAGUAUACUUUUAUCCUAUGUUCCAAAACUUCGUCGUUUAUCGUUUAAGAAACUAUCGGAAUCAUAUUAUUUACAAAUGCAUAUGCAACCUAUUAUAUUAAAUAGUUUAACACAUCUUUCGCUUCAAACAAAACAUAUUAUUUUUGAUAAAAUUGAAUUAUUUAUUAGAAAUCUUUCUCAUCAACUUCAAGUCUUUCGUUUUUCAACAGAAUUUGAUGUAACAUAUUUAAAUGCAAAACGAUGGCAGGAAUUAAUUGUAUUUCAUAUGCCAUGCUUACGUAUAUUUGAUAUUGAACUUCAAGCAAAAUAUUAUGAUAAUCAAAAUGAAUUUCAUAUUUCAAUAAAUCAAUUCAUGUCUCCAUUUUGGUGGCAACGACAAUGGUUUUUUACAUAUGAAUAUACAGAUUAUUUAGCAAGAUUUUAUUCAAUAGAACCAUACAGACGAAAACAUUACAUACUACACAAUGGACUAUGUCAACAUACAUAUCCAUAUCGAAAUAACAACAAUCUAUGUUCCGUUAAUCAUAUUUCUAUUCGAGAUGAUAUAGACAUAAAAAAUAAUUUAAUUUAUUUUCCUCACGUUACUGAACUAACACUUUUUGAUCAUUCUAACAAAACUCUUCAUUCAAUUUCUACUAUACUUGAUCGAACUAUACCAUUAAUACAACUUUUCAAAAUAUCGAUUAAUUGUCGUCAAUUUUGUAUUGGUAAAUUAAUGGAAUUAUUAUAUUUUUCACCAAAUAUUCAUAUAUUAAUGAUUAAUUCAAUAUCAUUAACUAAAGUAAGUUCGACGUCAAUAGAACAAACUCAAACAUUUCAAGCGAUAUGUAAUACAAAUAAAAUUACAAAUCUAACAAUUAAAGAAAGUACAACAAAAGAAUGUAUACUUCUAUUUAUUAAACUUUGUCCUCAAUUAGAACAACUUACCGUUGGAAUACAUUCAUAUGUUCUUUUAUCAAUUAUAUCAAAUUUAUUGUUGGAAUUUGAGAAGUGUUGUAAACAUUUAUCUUGUAUUGAUCCAAUGACAAGUAAUCAUAUUCCAUUCCAAACCACAGACUAUGAAAAUAUAUCAACCACGGAUCGUUUAGCACGUAGUCGUGCACAACAUCUUCAAUUACGAGAAAAUCGACCGAAAUCGGUUUCAGAUGAUGAAAUUAAUGCGGGUUCAGAUUGGUCUGAUUCUGAUCGUGAAUGUUGUCCAUUGAGUGACUUUGAAUCAACAUCAAAUAAUGAUGGAACUGAUGAUAAUGAAGAUAAUAAUAGAAAUAAAUUAUCAGAAGAAAUCUCUCAAUUAAAUAGUCCAUUGUUAUCAAGAAAUCAUUUACAUGUUACUGAAAUACCAGAUUCAAUAAUUGAUGAUAGUAUAACAAGUACACGGAUAUCGUUUACAAAUGAAAUUGAAAAACCAAAAGAACAAUGUACUAAAAAUACAUCGGUUAACUCAGUACAAUUACGCAAACAAUUUCAACAACCACUAUUACCUGCUCGACGUAUUGAGACAAAACAAGUGUCAUUACGUUGUUCAUCAACUCGUUCAAUAAUUACUUCUCAAUUGUCGUAUACUUCUCGUAAUAAUAAAAAAAUCAUGCCUACUCCAACACGUAUUUAUUUACGUCGUGAAACUACUUCUACUACUAUAAGUUUAAAUACUCAUUUAACAAAGGAUUCGACUGUAUCAUCAUCAAUUUUUUCAUUUCAAAGUCAUGAUGAUAAUCAAAAUCAACGACAAAUAAUAUCACCAAAUUUUAGUCAAACAUCCGUACCACGUGCAUAUGAAAUUAAAAAAAUCUUUGUUGAUGAUUACGAUUAUGGUCGUUUAACUGAUAUAUCACCAAUACGAUCAUCUCAACCACGUAGUCGUCAAAAAUGGGGUACUAUUGUACAUCCACCAUUUCCACUUGGUUAUCAACAUAUAGCUCCUGAACAAAUAACACGAGCUGUUGAACGUCUUUCAAAUCCUGCACGAUGUCGUGAUCGACAUACUCGUAAUGAAACACCAUCCAAACGUUAUUUAUCGACUGAAGAAACUGAUGCUUUGAUAAAUCGAUUAAGUAAAGUAAAAACUAUUCAAUCACCUGAUCAAUAUUGUCCAAUACAGAGACAAUCUAGAACAGUUAAAACAUUAAAUAACAACUGGAAAGUUAUUGAACCUUUGGAAACAAAUCCAAUGCCAAUAUAUGAAAUACCUCGAGAUGAUCAACAAGAUAAUAAAGAAAGUAUUAUUCUUCGAAGUUCUCUUGGUGAUUCAACUCGACAUACACCAUUUACUGAUUAUCGAUCAUCAUCAACAAUGUCUUCACACGUAAGAGAACCAGCUUCAAUGUAUACACUUCAAAGUCGAGAUCAACCAAUAAUAAAAGGAAAUCGACAAAUGUCAUUUCCUAUUGAACAAGAACAACAAUCAACUACACCAACAUUUUUUUUCGAACCUACAAUUAUCUCACAACCAAUACUUUAUAAUAUUGCCAAUACCAAACGUAUUGCAAUAAUUGAUCAAUCAACAUCUAUCGAACAAGAACAAUAUAUUCCUACAAUUUAUUCAAUAAGCGGACAACCUCGUCGUCUUACUGUAGAUAUGAAUGCUAAUAGUUUAGACACACCUACUCAAGUUAUCAAUAAAUCUCCUAUCCUUUAUUCCAUGAUCAAUGGUCCACCUGUUGAAAAUGAUAUUCAAGAAUCAAAUAAACCAUAUUUACAACCACCACCACCACCAACUGUUUAUUCCAUUGUUGGUAGUCCAGCACGUACAUCACGUGGUGUACAAGUAAGUCCACUUGAUCCUGUUCAACCAGCACCAAUUUUAUAUACCAUUACGGGUGAUACAUCAACACCAAUAAAUAGACCAGUAGAGAACAUUUCACCACCAACUACAACGAAACCAUUAAAAGAUGCUACUAUGUAUACGUUAGGAAAUCAAGGUAAUGUUCUUCGAACACAACAACAGCAACAACAACAACAACAACCAAUUCAACCACCUACACUUUAUGCAUUAGUCAGUCAACCAAAUUCACUACCAAAACAGCCAACAAAAAAGUCUCCAACAAAACCGACACCAACAACAACAAUAACUACUGAACAUAUUAAUCGUAAUUUCGAACGAAAACCCGAAGCAAUCAAUGAAGAAAUUGUAGCAUAUUCAAUAGCAAACACUAAACAGGAACCACAAGCAAGAGAAUCCAAAGUUCCAAAACCAGAAGCAAUAUUAAUUUCUCUUCAUGAUGAUGAACAUCGUACACGUCCUCGAACAGCUCAUCAAUCACCUCUUUUUUAUGCAACUCCAGAACAAACACAACGUAAACCUCUUACUACAAUACAAAAUCACCCAAUUCAAUUGUCUGAUUAUCAUUCAUCACAUGCAUAUCGAACACAGAAACCAUAUCGUGAACGUAAUUAUAAUAAUAAUCCAUUGCCAGUUGUAUCCAAUAAUCGCUUUGAGCGAAAACCAAAACCACCACUUAAUCAAACACGUUCGCAUGUUGAACGUCAACAACUAAAUGUUCCAUCAAAAUCAACAUCUUUAGAAAGAUAUCCUGUUAAUAGAAAUGCACGUCUUGGUUUAUGGGAUAAUGGCUACCAAACACAAACUGAUGAUGAAGAAGAAUAUACACGAAAAACUACUAAGAAAAAACGAAAUCAAAAAAAGACGCAACCACGUGCACCUUGGAUACCUGUUUGGUAA
Messenger RNA from Rotaria sp. Silwood1, 4281 nucleotides. The record is from the annotation of a GenBank genome assembly. Lineage: Eukaryota; Metazoa; Rotifera; Eurotatoria; Philodinida; Philodinidae.